This is a messenger RNA of Symbiodinium natans, 8886 nucleotides long. Lineage: Eukaryota; Dinophyceae; Suessiales; Symbiodiniaceae. The record is from the annotation of a GenBank genome assembly.
AUGUCAGACCUCGCGCAUAGAGCAUAUGUGGCAAGGCGCUGCUUGACUGCUGUGCCCGUUCACGCCUUGGCCUGCAACGGCAAUUUCGUAAUCUGCUUCGACCACCACUUUGUUGCUGUUCGCAGAGACUCAGAGGGUCUCUGGGUGAAUCUAAGCCACAGAACGCAUCAGUGGAAUCCGAUGCGUUUGUGUAGCGGGCGUGGCGUGCCGCUUGCGUGGUCCGAAGAGCAAAUGUACUAUGAGCUUCACUUCGCCGAACUGGACGGCGUCUUCCAAGUUCAGGUCCGAGUUUCGUUAUUUCAGUUGUACAUGGUUGUGGAUGAAGUUGUCUUCGCGCUUGAUGCGAUCAAUGAUGGAGACGCCUAUGCCCAAGAUGCGCUGCAGGACGGUUCCCUCAAUCUUAGCGUCGCCCAGGCGGGCGUGAUGUCAGACAGGACGCGAUCACUGACGGAGACGCCCAUGUCCCAGCCAGCAGACAGCAAAGACGUGUGGGCACGUCGCUUAGGAAUGACCGUUGAUGAGCCGUGGAAGAAACGUAUUCUCGGAGCAUUUAUGGCAGACUUGGAAAACCAUUGUGGGGAAGAGUGGGCUCUAUUCCGAGCAGAAGUUGCUCAACAAAAGGCCAAGGUGCUUUUGGCAGUCUUCACAGCUAAGUCUCGUCUGGAGGAGCGCGGAGAUAAGGUUGUCAUCCUUCCUCCGGACGGAGCGUUCCAAACGCUAUUUCUUCCUCAAGCGUCGCAUCUGGAACAGUUCACCAAGGAUUGGAACUACGUCCUCAUUCGCCGCAAGAAUGCAGCUUUUUUGCCAGAAGCGUUUGCGAACGCACCGCCGGAGGACGGCUACUCCAUGCACCCGCAGUCACCUUUACUUUCAAAAUUUGGUUUUGGUGCAGAGCAUGCGCGGGCAGAUUGUUUGGUUUAUUUGCCCGCAUAUCGUGUCGCGUGCUGGGGUCUUUCCCCAAAGGAUGCGAAUGCGUUGGCGCAUGAAUUUGUCAUGCUCCUCGAGAACGCCGUGGCUCAAGAUGUCCAAGGAGGAUCGUCCCUGCAGAUGUACUGGAGAAUGUUUGAUGGAUUCAUUGUCCAAGAAGACGCGUUGCGUCGACACUAUCUACCGGUCAAUAGAAGCUUACAGAGCAUGGCCAGAAGCUUUUUGACGGUCAAGAACGCAGCUUCUUUUUUUGUUCACGGGCCAGGACGCUUUUUGUCGUCGCAAGGCUUUUGGCAGUUUGUGCGAACGUUCCCCGUCGACUUGCAGUGGGAGAUUUGCCUGGCGCUAGGCGAGAACAAACUUCUGGUUUGUGCUUUGCCCGUCGCCGUGGCAGAGCCAGGCGUGUCUGGCCACUUGGUGCAUCCACCGUUGGAGGAUGUGGAGCUUGCGCUCUUGUCUCUAAGCCUUCCGCUUCGACGACAGCUACUUCACUAUCUAGACUUGUGGGAUUUGGCUCGUGCUGUUUCAACGUGCACGGAGUUGCAAGAUGUUAUCAUGAACAGCGACUCUUGGAAAUGUGACAGCACGCUUUAUCUACGAAGUUUGCCUUCGCAAAUAUUCUUUGCUGCGUCGCCGACGUACCACUUGAAUCCAACGGCGUACGCGAGUCUGCGCUCCGUGAAUCCACUGCAAGGUCACGCUUGCAUUGUCAUGUCGUGGGGUUGCCAGGUUGACGCACUUGUGAUCGGUGUCACGAACGCAUUCGUUUCCAGAAUGUCAGACGCGGAAGUUCAACACCUUUGCUCUUGUACAAUCACUGCUCCUUUUCAAACAGAAUGCAAAACCUGCAUUAGGUGGACGGCUUCUAAGCAAGCGCCAAUAGACGUAUCAUGUCCUUUCCUGGUUGCAGAUCGAUGUGUGCGUGUCUUGGAUCUAGCUUGGCAGCAGCAUUCGCUCAGACUCAAGGUUGAUGGUCGAACGGUGCUUUCUGUCGACAUUUCAUGUGUUGGCUUGCAGCGCGAUGCCUAUGUCUUCCUAUACUCUAUCGGAGAACAAGUGUGCAAGGACAACUUGCAGAUGGCCUUCGCAGAACGCCGACGUGAGCAUGUCAAUGACCUUGCAGGGGGCUCCGAUGCGUUGAAGCCGACAGAUCCUCUGUCGUGUUUGUCGCAGAGUCUCCAAAGGGAAGUCAUUAUCAACAUUGCCACGACACGCGAGCUGCUGUGCUUGCGAGCUUGCAGCAAAUCUGCGUCUGAACUUCUGCGAGAGGAUUCACUGCUGCGAGGCUCCGUAGUCGACUUGCGAGACGCAGGUGUUCGCUGGCUUAACGUUUGCAUGGAGUGGAAUGCAACCUAUUUCGCAGUCUUUCUCGACGAUGUCCCACUAUGCCACGUUGACACGUGGAACGAGUGGUUCUCCGUCUGCAACAUUUCUCGAUACAAAAAGAUUGCAAGCCCUGCGAAAGCAACAGCUUUGCAUACCUUCCAGUCCAGGUCCGAAGUGCAUGUAUCCGAACCAGAGUCUGACGAAUGGGACUACAAUGAGCAUGUGCUUCGCGCGAAGAAAGUCUUGGCCAGCACGGAGUUCUCCACUUUUCCAGCCACGCCAGUGCUGACAUGCACGCCUGUGAUUUUUGAUGUGGAGCAUCUCAAAGUACCUCCUAUCUUUGAUCAUCUCAGUAUCUUGCACAGUCAUGAGCGUGAUCAACAUUUGGUCUUCCAAGAGGAAGGGCAUCGCUACUAUUGGAAGAAUGAAAGUGUUAACGUUUCAGUAACUGGCUUGAUUCAUUUGCUUACUGGCGGCUUUAAAGAGCAAGACGUCAUCAGGAGCAUGCGUCAAGGGAGUAAUUGGCCUCGUGCUGCAUACGUGAAGCCGUAUGCAUCGCUGGAGCUUCUGCAGAUUCUGCAACAAAUUCCCGGCACGGAACAACUGGUCAGUUUGUUGCAACAGCUGCCGCAUGAUCGCGCUGCAGUUGCCAAUCUCGUUCGGUCCAUGAUUUAUUCCGAUGCCGUCUACAACGAACUGGCGGAUAUCGUUUCUAUGACUUCCUCAGAAAUAUGCCACCUUUGGGCGCAAGCACGCCGCGUUGGUGCGGCGCGAGGAACUUGGAUGCAUGCGCAGAUAGAAUGUCUGCUUAAUGGCGGCUGUGUCACUUCUUGCAGCUUGGAGGUAGCAAAGUUUUUGCGGUUUGUCGCUGAGGGCGGAUUCGGGAACACUUCUGCGUUUCGCACCGAAUGGAAGAUAUACGCUUCUGAAGAAUCUCUUGCAGGCUCAAUAGAUUUUGUGGCACGUGCGCCCGAUGGCGCUCUGGUCUUGUUUGACUGGAAGCGUGCUAACAAGUUGUGUGAGAAGCACAACUCGUUCGGCAAGUUCAUGAAGUCGCCCAUGCACCAUGUCCCGGAUGCAUCGCUCUGGCAUUACCGACUGCAACUUAAUCUGUACAAAUUCAUCUUGGAGAGAUAUUACAACCUGCGUGUCGUUGGAAUGCAUAUCGUGUCUUUCCAUCCCGACAGUAGCACAUUUGUUGACAAGGUCCCGGACAUGCAAGCGGAGGCAAAUGCUAUCAUGACAUAUCAGCGAAACCGUUUGGCAAACCAAGCUGGUGAAAAAGAGAGAGAUUUCCGUGGAGGGGCAGCGGCGCCCAGUCAAGCCAGUGAGGCGGACUCCUUCACGCAACGCAUCGAGCAGGAGUUUGAGGAUGCACUUGUACCGUCACCUGAGUGUUGCAGGGUGGAUUCAAGUGGGCGGCGCGACCAUGUCGCCAAAAUUCUUGAGAUUGACGACGCAUUUUUGCUGAACGGUGUUGUUCCAGACCUUCCGCAGUCGCAACAAGGCAGUAUUCUCCAUGACAUCCAAGAAGUUCAAGAACUUGUUGCCGCGCAUUCUGACUCUUCCUCGUGGCCGGAGCCCCUCCAGCAUGUUGUGCAAGGAGCUAUCUCUGUGCAUCGCUUGCGUUUACUGGACAUCUCACGUCGAGAGGAAGUUCUUUUUCUUGAGCUUAUUGAGGGAAGUUCUCGACAUGUGCGAGCUCAUAACGGCCAGUGUUUCUUUCUGAGUGAACAUGGCCACUGGGCCGUGUACAACGGCGUUAUUCCUCAGGGUGUCCUUGCCAGAUGCAAAAAGUUUUUGCUCUUCCUUGAAGGUUUGUACAGACUCCUACCGACUGGAACACUGCGCACCCCGGACUCUAUCAUCCGAGCAGUAUCAGUCUUGUUGCAGGGUCGGAACGACAACGCAGAUUUCCUUCUUCAAGAAUGCGAAAGAGCUGCUAUUUGCUGUAAUCCUCACGCUGCGAAGCGCCGCAAAACAAGGGCGGGCGUGGAAAAUGAAAACCGGGAUGAUUCAGAGGAUGAGAACAAGCCAUGGACACAGGUCAUGGCGAGCACUGUUGGAAAGCUGUACGUCAAACUGCAAACCUCACUGCUGCAAGACUAUUUGAUUAAGUACUAUGUGGAGUGGUGUUCUAUUGAUGAUCCUCGACAGGCUGGAUUUUGCACUUUAGAUGCCUGCCUGGUCUUUGAGAAAGAGAAAGGCUUGCAGCAAUUGCAGAAGGCCGGCUCGAACAACAUAUACACUUUCCUGCCACACCGGCUGCUGGAUCCGGUGCCUGACGAUGUCAAGCAGCGAGUCCAACAUUUCUGGUACACAACUUAUUGGAACAAUGGAGAAGCCUUUGACUGUUUUAUGUCAGCACUAACUCUAGCUAUUCGAGGAGAAAACGUUGAUCGAGCCUUCUGGGGAAUUGGCUCUGGUGGGGUGGGGCAGAGCCUGCAGACCGCGCACUUGGAAGCAAUUCUCGGGAGUUUUCACGCGUGCUUGGACAUGAAUAUUUAUUAUUCUGACGAGGAGAUGCGCAAGCAGGCUGCGUCACUUCUAGGAAAACUUGUCGUUACUGGCCAGGAGUCGGUGCAAGGCAGCCGUAGAGGCAUGCGUGAGGACGUGUACAAGAAGCACAUGUCGGCAGACAAGCUUCCUGAAAGAUUGCCAUACGCAAUCGAGACACGACUUGUGGAGCUCCGUGGUUGGAAGCGGUUCGAGUUUAACAUGUUGCCGAGGUCACUUGCCUGCAAGUUAGUGGUCACACUGUUUUCUGAACUGUCGACCCACACCUUCAAGCAUGAACCUCACCAGCAAAGGUUCUUUGGCGUCAGCGAAGAGACUUUCAACUCCUUAUUUCGACGAUCGUUAGCUGUGCGCUACAAGGCUUUGUUCUUGGAGUUGAAGGACAUAACGAACCAAGUGAAAGAGCCAGAGAAGAAAGGCAUUUUUCCUAAAGAUCCGACGUUGAAAGACUUUCUGCGAUCGAAACCUGCGUGUCUCGUCACUCUGAGAGCUGUGUGGAAUUACGCUUGCAGACACAGCGCCGCAGACUGCAGAAGCUGCCUGGAGGACUAUGUUGUCGGUAAGAAGGAUGAGGGUCUCACAGAAGCGUGUGUCCGGGAAGCGUGUGGACUCAAACCUCCUGACACGUCAGAAAACCGGGACAGUUCUCGGCUUCCCGGCUCGGUGACGAGCGAUCUACCUGAAACAGACGGCGCAGGCCAGGAAGUAGAUCCAGAAGUCUUACGGCUCUUACAACAACAGGCAGAUGAGAUUGAGGCUUGGAUGAUCGAUGUCAAUAAAGACUGGUGCACGCCUUCCCAGAUAAAAACGGUCAAGGGCAAACAUUUUUGGAAAGCGUUUAGUCGUCAAGAUGCAGAGAACAUUCUCAAAGCGCUGGCUGACAACAAGCUCAUGCUCCAAAGCACUUUGACUCUUCAAAAACAAGGUCUUACCGAGAUCUUUGCGCCGCAAAUCCACACAGAGAAGUCCAUGAAGGAGGUGGUCAAUAUGGAUCAUCACGGCUGCACAGUUUUCCCAGAAGUUUACGACUGUGAGGCAUUGCGCCAACACAUGCUCGAACACAAAGGACGUCUUGCAAAUGACAAAGUUUUGCUGCAAGCCCAUAAAAAAAGGUUGAACGACUUGAAGAAAAGCAAAGCCAGCGGUGCAGGUGCACCUACAAAAGUACAACGUACAGUCCAGGAGAAUCAAGAAAACAUGAUACAGACAAUGGGCGCCCGCCUUCGCAUGGAGCAACAACUUUUCGAUGACAUGCAGAAGUGUGUGGAACAAGAUGUGGAACUAUUAGAGAUGGUUAUGCAGCGUACCUAUUCGUACAAGCUUCAACACCGCUGUCGGCGCAUGGUGGAUGGGUUCGGCGCGCAAAGUUUCUCAAGGGUUUUUCGCAAUAUUGUUUGCAAGAACACACGGGAUUUCGAUUUCCACGCAAGCAUGUUCACCAUCGUGGUUCAGAUGGUUGACAAACUCGGCGUGGCCUAUCAUAAAACACUGAAAGACUUAGCAGCUUGGCGUGCUGUGGCUAAGACUAGAGAGAAGGUUUGCGCAGAGAUCCUGCAGUGCAGCCAGACCAGAGGAAAAGCUCUUCUUCUUCAGGUAGCUUGCGGUCGAGCUCUGUCCUCAGCCGAUGAUAUUUGCGAGACUGGUCAGAAAUUUUUGCAUGAUCUAUCUAAAGAAAGCCGCUGCUUGCGUUGGCUUGCUCGGAGUCAGUGUCCAGAUCUUUACCUGAGCGCGAAAGAUGGUGCUGCCAGUCUAAAGCAAAGCAGUUGGCCAGAAGCAACGGUCUUUGCUUAUUGGUGGAACGCUGCAGAAGACCUUUGUCUGAGCAGCAUCUUGGAUCUAGUUGCAGAUGUUGAGGUGUCGCGCAAGCACAUUUCCUUACACUUCGAUGGUGUUCUACUGUCGACUGAGAUUGUGCAGGCUGUCCAAGAAAAAAACGACAUGAAAAGCUUUCCUCUUGUAGCAGAAGCCGCAAUUUUCGAACGCACUGGCUUUCAGAUCACCAUUACUGAAAAGCGUUUCAGGUCACUGGCGCAAAGGUUGUCGGAGUUAGAAGGCACGUCUCUGCGUGUGGACGCUGCUGAUGAGACAAUGUUGACGCUACUCUCAUCGCCUGGUAACUGCAUACCUUUCGCGUAUGCCUGUGUGACACAAGCCUGGCGUUUUGUGGAGGAGGCAGUCAACCAAGCGAACACUCGCGCAGAGCAAGGUGGCUACAGAUGCUACAAGGACUGGACAAAAUGCAAUCAGCGCUUCCUUCGGCCAUGCUUUACGCUGCCUUCACUGCCAGGAACGGAUUUUCUUGUGCACGCUAACGUUGGCAGUGCCCCGCAAUGCUUUGGUGCGAAAGUCCUACCAGAUAAGCAACUUCAAGUCUUCCACGAGCGCAAAGUGUACCUGAUGUCUGCUCCUGCCUUGCAGGAAAUUCUUGAUGAGUCUUGCGAAGCAUGCAGCAUUGUCUUUUUCUGUGUCCAAAGUACGGAGCCAACAGCAGUUGCUGGAGAGCAGCAGCUGCUGGAUCUUGUCGCAGGCGCCAGUUCGAAGGAUCGGAUGGAUUCUCAAGCUGGAGCUUCAGGGGCCGGUAGCGAAGCGACCGAAGCCGACGUUCAGGUUGGAAUGCAUCUACGAGAGCUCCUCAAAGAUGAAGUCAAGAACCUCAUUGCGAAAGUUCAACAGAACAAAGGAUCAAGCUUCGGGUCGCAGGUCUGCCCUUUAUGCCCAUGGCGACGCUUCGAUAAAAGAAGUUAUUUGCUGACACAUCUCACAAAACAUCACAGCGAAAGCAAGCGCUUCGUGGCAUCCGGUACGAAGCAGCUUCGCAUUAUUGCUGCCAUGUACGAUGACGAUGCUGCGCGCAAGGCUGUUCAUGGUAACUAUAUUCAACGUGCAGCCGAGCUUCUCAGGUGUCAAGUCAAGCCUGGUUGUUCUUCGAAAAGAAACAUUAUCGACAAGGAGAUACGUAUGUGCUUGAGCGCGAAGGGUCCAUACUUUAUGUCCUUGUCGAAAAUCAAGGCAGCGAAGGAUUUGCGACGCGUUGGCAAUGUAUAUUACAACCAAGGAUUUGCGAAUGAAUUUAUGUGCAACGCCGUGGCCAGCCGCGCGUCCUUUCGACAGAUUGCAGCAGCUUUCACAUCCUCUUCUGCGCGCGACCACGGGGCAUUGUGUUCUAUGUUGCCAGAAGCAAGCCAUUCAUUCUGGUGCAACGUGUUGGAGGACAUAGUCCAAUCACCACAGAUCAAAUCCAGAGUUCAAACGCUUUUACAAGAAUGCGAAGAUCAUACGGAGUUCCAGUACUUGAGCAUUGACGCGCAUUUCAACAGCAGUCAAGACGUGCGUGACGCUGCAGCCAUUACAGAUUCCGAAGCUGCCUACAAACUUCUGACGGUUCGCGGACGAACGAAUGCUGUAGUCGGCCUGUGCGGCGUUCGAUCAGAAGGCUCCCCAGUGAUUUCGACUGCCUUAGCCAGUCUAUUGUCACCGUCCCAACGAGCGCAAGUUAUUCACAUUGCUUCCGAUGCACCGAGCGUCGAGCUUUUAGCGACACUCAAGAAUACGUUUUCGAAUCUACAAUCCCUUGGUUUGGACGCGAUGCAUAUCGUGAUGGUUUACGAGCAGAACUUCAGCAACAAGAAAACCACAGGCAGCAGAUGGUUAGCUACCGUGAUGAACAAGUUUCGCAAUAUACAGGCAGGAUGCCCGGCAGCUGCCUGGGGACCUAUGUACACUGGACAGCAGAAGCCUUCUUACACAGCUGAAGAAAAGAGACUGUCGGCGUUGAUUUCUGACGCAAGUAUGCCUGAGGCUGAAGCAGUACACGUGCUGCAGAACUUGGACCCCGACAGUCCUUGGCGAACAGAAGCACAAUUCCUGGAAGCCAUGGCUGCUAUAUGUGCUUUGUUUCAGGACGAACUCACAAAAACCACUUUCUCGGGCCCAACGUUACAUCGUCUUCUGAUUAAUCUUACAUCUCCAGUGAAAAUCCAGUGGCUCUUCAACGACACCCGAUAUCGGCAUGUCUGUUUGCCUUCUCAGACACCGUUGCUGCCUAGCGGUACGACAUCUAAUGAGUCACUUCAUCACGAGCUGAAUAGCUGGUUUCAUGAGAUUGUUUCUCGGUGA